Dovyalis caffra is the source of this 239-nucleotide messenger RNA. Lineage: Eukaryota; Viridiplantae; Streptophyta; Magnoliopsida; Malpighiales; Salicaceae. The record is from the annotation of a GenBank genome assembly.
GUCGGAGUGAUUGAACCGGAUGAGGCUAAUUUUCCCAAUACUAUCAUUAACAUAAUGAGGAUUAAUAAUAGUGACACAUCAUAUAGAGAGUCCUUACUAACAAAGUACCUUUGUCUAGCAUCCAAGAUUAAGAUGGUAACGAUAUGCCCUACUGAAUCAAAAUACAAAAGAGUCGAAGCGGUGACCCUCAUGAUUAAUAACAAGAGUGAUCGAAUUGAAUCCAUAAGCAUGAGAAGAGG